GUCACGUGGCGAGGCCGCCUCCGCGGCCAUCACUACUGUGGGCAGUCGCAUUUGGCUGCUGCCUCGCCCCCCGCCCACACCUAGGAUUCGCGCCCCCUCAAGUGGGCCAGGCUCGGGCUCCUGCCUUCCCCGGCGGCCAUCCCCUCUUUUUCUUGCACCACUGGGCGUUGGGAGUUGCUCAGGGCGGGACAUGGGUGACCGGAAGUGGAAACUGUGAGCGUCGCGCCUGAGGCACCGAGGCCUGAGGCGCCGUCGGGUACACCGCGACGCACGCAUGGAGAGUGCUGGGCGCCGGGCUGCGCACCGACGGCUACCGGGGACGCACGGGAGGGGAGGGGGCUUUGCAGAACCGACUGGCCUCCCCGGGCGCGGGAACAUGAGGCUGCGCCAGGAACCCGCUGCGGGCGAGGCGCACGUUGCGCGAGCCUGCCCUGGUCGUGGGUGAACGGCGCGGAGCCCCAGACUAGCCGGUCGUUGUCAGUGGCGGCAUGGUCUUCUGUCUGGAAAACGACGAGCCGCGCCACCCGCUGCGAAGCGCCAUGGUCCACUUCCAGGCCUCAGAAGUCCAGCAGCUGCUACACAACAAAUUCGUGGUCAUCUUGGGGGACUCCAUCCAGCGGGCUGUGUACAAGGACCUGGUGCUUCUGCUCCAGAAAGACACUCUCCUCACAGCUUCCCAGCUGAAAGCCAAGGGGGAGCUGAGCUUUGAACAGGACCAGCUGAUGGCUGGGGGCCAGCUGGGUGAGCUGCACAACGGGACACAGUACCGUGAGGUCCGCCAGUUCUGCUCGGGUUCUGGCCAUCACCUCGUGCGCUUCUACUUCCUCACCCGCGUUUACUCUGAGUACCUGGAGAAUGUCUUGGAGGAGCUGACAUAUGGGCCUGCCCCCGACUUGGUGAUCAUCAACUCCUGCCUCUGGGAUCUGUCCAGGUACGGCCGCUGCUCAAUGGAGAGCUACCGAGAGAACCUGGAGCGGGUAUUUUUGCGCAUGGACCAGGUGUUGCCAGACUCCUGCCUGAGGGUGUGGAACAUGGCGAUGCCCCUGGGGGAGCGUGUCACUGGGGGUUUCCUCCUGCCAGAGCUUCAGCCUCUGGCAGGCACUCUGCGGCGGGAUGUGGUUGAAGGGAACUUCUACAGUGCUACACUGGCUGGGGACCACUGCUUCGAUGUCCUAGACCUCCACUUUCAUUUCCGGCAUGCGGUACAGCAUCGUCAUCGGGAUGGUGUCCACUGGGACCAACAUGCACAUCGCCACCUCUCACAGCUGCUUCUGACCCAUGUGGCUGAUGCCUGGGGCGUGGAGCUGCCCAAGCGUAACUCUCCCCCUGACCCAUGGAUGGAGGACUGGCCAGAGAUGGAUCAUCUGUUCCAGUCCCCCGACUUUGGGGAGCAGCUGGCCUUGCCCCCACCCCCACCCUCUCCUUUGCCCCCUCCCAUGUCUUUUUCCUACCCUCUUCCUCAGCCCUCUCCACCUCCCCUCUUCCCACCCUUGCCCCAGGAUGCCCCUUUUUUCCCCGGCCAGCCCUUCCCACCCCAAGAAUUCUUCAAUCAUAAUCCAAUGGAAGACUUCUCGGUGCCACCCCAUUUAGGAUGUGGCCUGGGAAUGAACUUUGUGCCUGACCUCCUGCCACCUCCAGUCCCUGGCCCUAAGCCCCAUGGUCAGCACCGGGGCUUGGUGGUCCACCGGGGCAUGUCACGUUGUGUUCCCAGCAGCCCCUACCAUGUGCCAAGGAUGGGGGGGCACUGCAGGCAGCGGCUCAAGCACUCAGACAGACUGAUCCACACGUACAAACUGGACAGACGGCCUCCUGCCCAUUCAGGAACAUGGCCUGGGUAGGAUGGAUCUCGGGCUGGGGCUAGAUGUGCCAAUGGCCAUGCAGGGCCUGCCUGGCCACCCAGGUGCUGGGCACGGGUAUCUGCUAUGCCUGGUAUGGUUCUUGUCCAUUGCUGUCACCAAUAAAAACAUGGAAGAACAGAA
Molecule: messenger RNA, 1979 nt
Organism: Nycticebus coucang (slow loris)
Lineage: Eukaryota; Metazoa; Chordata; Mammalia; Primates; Lorisidae
Gene: PCED1A
Product: PC-esterase domain containing 1A
Exons: 8
Coding region: 489-1838 (449 amino acids)
Source: RefSeq, a predicted model, not a curated record